Molecule: messenger RNA, 1851 nt
Organism: Agrilus planipennis (emerald ash borer)
Lineage: Eukaryota; Metazoa; Arthropoda; Insecta; Coleoptera; Buprestidae
Product: transmembrane protease serine 9-like
Exons: 8
Coding region: 64-1716 (550 amino acids)
Biological process (GO): proteolysis
Molecular function (GO): serine-type endopeptidase activity
Source: RefSeq, a predicted model, not a curated record
GAGGACUAUUUAAGGAAUUAUCCAAUCGAAAUUAAUUGCAGUUGAGAGUCCGCUUUCAAGAAAAUGAAGCCCACAAUUGUUGCAUGCUUGGUAUUUUCCCUUUUGGGAUUUUCCAAUUUCAUUAAUGCAGCAUCAAUUCCUUCUAAUGCUGCGGCGUCACUUCCUUUUGAUGAAGAGUCAGUUCCUUCCAAUGCUGAAAGAAUCCCGUCAUUUGGCAGAAUUGUAGGAGGCUCAGAGGUUGAUAUAAGCGAUUAUCCUUAUCAGGUUGCUCUGCUGUAUUCUUCCUCUCAAAUUUGUGGUGCAUCAAUUAUAAGCCAUUCGUGGAUUCUUACAGCUGCACAUUGUAUUACAUCGAAUACCGUUUCGCGAUACUCCAUCCGCGCAGGAUCGAACUACCGAUACUCCGGUGGCGUUACAAGAGCGGCUGGCAACAUUUACGUUCAUGGAAGCUACACUAGUGCAAGCUCUUCUGGCUACGAUAUUGCACUCAUAGCGUUACAAUCUGCUUUGACGUUUGGAGGUACAAUUAAUGCAGUUGAUUUGCCGUCACCAAACGUUAAUAUUCCUUCCGGCACCAAUGCUGUAACAACUGGAUGGGGAGAUACUGUAGAAGACGGAAAUGGAAGUUCCCGACUUCGAGGUGUUACCGUACCAAUUGUCACUAAUAAUGAGUGUCGUAGCAGCUAUGGAAAUAGAAUAACCUCUACCAUGCUCUGUGCAGGUUUAACUUCUGGAGGUCGUGAUGCUUGCCAGGGUGAUUCCGGCGGUCCAUUAGUAGCAAGUGGUUAUGGUCAAGUUGGUAUUGUCUCUUGGGGACGUGGAUGCGCCCGUCCUAAUUACUACGGUGUGUAUUCUCGCGUUCCUGCUCUUCGCAACUGGAUCACCACAGUAACGAUAUCCUCUAAUAAACCCAGUACCUAUCACAGUUUUACCAACAUCAUGAAAAAGACAGUAUUUAUUCUUUACUUUUUACCUUUAAUUUUGGGAUUUACAGUAGAAAAUCUUAAAACAACAGCUCCAUUGCUCAAUGGUAGAAUCGUUGAAGGUUGGCCAAUUGCCAUAGAUGUGGUGCCUUAUCAAGUUUCACUUGCAUUUUACAACUAUCAUUUGUGCGGUGGAUCAAUUAUUUCUGCCCAAUUGAUUCUUACAGCCGCCCAUUGUAUCAAAUGGAGGUUUAUUUCACUAUAUUCAAUCCGUGCCGGAUCUUCCAUUCGCAGCUUGGGUAUACAAGUGGGCGCUGCUAAAGUGUAUAAGCACGAAAAAUUCAACCCUGCUUCGUUAGACUAUGAUAUCGCAAUAAUUUUAUUGCAGUCUCAUCUCGGCAUUCAAAAAGGAAUUCAGCCGGUUUCUUUAGCGCCCGCUAACAUCGAAAUUCCUGACGGUACAGCAGCAGUUGUGACGGGAUGGGGAAGUAUGGUAGAAAAUGGCACAAUAUCGACAUAUUUGCAGGCCGUUUCUGUACCAAUUGUGUCUCGAAAUGUUUGUAAAGAACGGUACGGCGCACAUAAAAUCACCGAAAAUAUGAUAUGCGCAGGUUAUAGCGAAGGAGGUCGUGACUCAUGCCAGGGUGAUUCCGGAGGACCAUUAAUCGCUCACGAUUAUGGUCAAAUUGGUAUAGUGUCAUGGGGUUAUGGAUGCGCACGUGCUGGUUCCUACGGCGUUUACACUAACGUGCCAGUUCUUCGAAAAUGGAUCACGAACAUUACCGGAAUAUAAAUAAUGUUUCCCAUAUUUAAUAAGGUAAAUUAUGAACGAAACAUGUCAAUACGAAAUGAAAAAGAAGCUGAAAAAAGUUUUAUUCUUUUUUGGUUCGUGAAAACAGCAAAUAGACAAAUAAAUAUUUUAAAACUA